Cuscuta campestris is the source of this 1105-nucleotide messenger RNA. Lineage: Eukaryota; Viridiplantae; Streptophyta; Magnoliopsida; Solanales; Convolvulaceae. The record is from the annotation of a GenBank genome assembly.
GGGAGAGAGGGUGGGAGACAAAUGGAGGAACUGGUGUAACCCUCCCAUCUCCCGAAAAGAAAUGGAAGUGAGGGGUGAGUAAAGAGUUCCAAGAAAAAAGAGCAGGCCUGUGAAUCAGCGGCUCGGCCCUUUGGUCUUCUAAGCAAUUCAGCCGGUCCCGCUCUCGAUCCCGAUCCCAGCGCUCCGCCACCCCCGUCGACCGCCGCCUUCUCUCAGCCCCACAGACAUUGCCUGCAAGUUCCAGCCUCAACACCUUUGGCUCUUCUUCUUCAGAUAGGGUAAUGAAGAACAGUGCAGUUGACUGUGAUGAUGGUGCGGACACCUCCAUCGAUCCAUUUUUCCAUAUCCUCAGAAUCUUGCCAUACUCUUUCCUCCGUCCACCUCGUUUGCGUUUGAAGGUGCCCACACUGACCCUCCCCUCCCCCAUGACUGUCUACACCCUGAUUGUCCUAACCUACUUCAUGGUGGUUUCUGGGAUUGUCUAUGAUGUCAUUGUCGAGCCCCCAGGGAUUGGGUCCACGCAGGACCGUUUGACCGGGUCCGUGCGACCCGUUGUCUUUAUGACGGGUCGGGUCAACGGGCAGUACAUCAUCGAAGGGCUUACCUCUGGUUUCAUGUUCGUCCUUGGUGGAAUUGGGAUUGUGCUUCUUGACCUAGCCCUUGAUCACAACCGUGCAAAAAGCAUAAGGAUCUCGUUCGCGUCUGCUGGGAUUUCUUCUGUUGUCAUUGCGUAUGUCAUGAGUAUGCUUUUCGUUCGCAUUAAGAUCCCCGGUUAUCUCCGCGGAUGACUUUGAACUUGUUGUCUUGUGAUUUUUCAAGAAUUAUAUGAGGUUACGUUUUUUUAUUAUAAACUCUAAUAUGACUCUUUUGCUAUGAUUGACUCAGUAAUGCAUUUUGGAUUGGUCGUUAUGAGUUCCUCAAAGACAAUUUUGCAGUUAUGCACUAUGAUUAAAUAUCAUUAUAUAUAUAUGUGUUUAAAUUUGUUUGUAGUUUAACAUCAUUUAACACAUUGAGCUUGUUUGACACAUUUUUUAUUAAACAAAAAAGAUUACUAUAUGAAAAUUAGUUUAUUUUGCUCAAAUCGGAAUCAAUGUUGGGAAAAAAG